AGUUUUUUUGAUUCUAUGUUACAGUGUUGUUGCAGUUGUAACAACAUGCACAACACCAGUCCAGAAGGUGAAUAUGGAAAUGCAAAUGGGGCAUAUAAUAAUGAACGAGUCGCUAUUCUUGAUGCUGGAGCACAAUAUGGCAAAGUCAUUGACAGAAAGGUUCGUGAAUUAUGUGUGGAAUCGGUGAUUCUACCAUUAGAUACUCCAGCAUUUAAUAUUAAGGAACAAGGUUAUCGGGCUAUCAUUAUAUCAGGCGGACCCAGUUCAGUUUAUGCAGAAGAUGCACCACGAUACGAUGCUGAUAUUUUUAGAAUAGGAAUACCCGUUUUAGGUAUUUGUUAUGGUAUGCAAAUGAUGAACAAAGAAUUUGGUGGAACCGUCACACGAAAGGAAGGCCGUGAAGAUGGACAACAUAAUAUUGAAGUCGAUCAAAAAUGCCUUUUAUUUAAAAGUUUAGACAAAACACAAACCGUUCUACUUACACAUGGUGACUCGAUUGAAAAAAUAGCCGAUAAUUUUCGUAAUAUUGCAAUGUCCAGUCAAUUUAUUGCUGGUAUAUGUAAUGAAAAAUUACGUUUAUAUGGCGUACAAUUUCAUCCUGAAGUUGAUCUCUCAUUGCAGGGCAAAGCAAUGUUAAAAAACUUUUUAUUUGAUAUUGUUGGACUAACAGGUAAUUUUACCUUACAAAGUCGACAACAAGAGUGUAUAAAAUAUAUCAAAGAGACCGUUGGUAACAAUAAAGUACUAAUGAUGCUUAGCGGUGGUGUUGAUUCUACGGUUUGCGCAGCAUUAUUACAUAAAUCGUUACGUCCCGAACAAGUGAUUGCUGUUCAUAUAGACAAUGGAUUUAUGCGUAAAAAUGAGAGUGCUAAUGUUGUACAAUCGUUACAAAAUAUUGGUUUAAAUGUAAAAGUUAUAAACGCUGCAUAUCAAUUUAGUGGAGGCACUACGAUAAUACCAAUCGAUAGAGGUGAUCCAAACUCUAGAACAAUAAUCACGAAUAUGUUAUGUAGAACAAUGAAUCCAGAGGAAAAACGUAAAAUAAUUGGAGAUGUAUUUGUUAAAAUUGCUGACGAUGUUAUAAAUGAAUUAAAUUUAAAACCCGAUGAAGUGUUACUCGGUCAAGGUACAUUACGACCUGAUUUAAUUGAAUCGGCAUCGAAAUUAGUUAGUACAAAAGCGGAUGUUAUUAAAACACAUCAUAACGAUACGGAAAUGGUGCGAAAAUUACGUAGUGAAGGACGUGUUGUUGAACCAUUAAAAGAUUUUCAUAAAGAUGAAGUACGAACUUUAGGGAGGGAAUUAGGUAUACCGGCUGAAUUAGUUAUGCGACAUCCAUUCCCCGGUCCCGGUUUAGCUAUACGGGUAUUGUGUGCCGAUGAACCAUAUAUGGAACGUGAUUUUUCCGAAACACAAGUUUUAGUGAAAAUUAUGGCGGAAUUUGAUCAGAUGUUACAAAAGAAACAUGCACUUUUAAAUCGUGUGGAAUCUGUUACAUCAGAGGAAGAAAGAUUACAGUUAAGAAAAAUAUCAAAUAAACAACAUUUAGCAGCGACCCUUCUCCCCAUACGUAGUGUAGGUGUACAAGGUGAUUGUCGAUCAUAUAGUUAUGUUGUUGGAAUAAGUAGCGCACAUGAUCCAGAUUGGAAUGAUAUGAUGUUCUUAGCAAAACUUAUUCCACGUGUAUGUCAUAAUGUGAAUCGAGUAGUAUAUAUAUUUGGUGGUGUUGUCAAAGAUCCAGUUACAGAUGUUACACCCACAUGCCUUACAAAGCUUGUUUUAAGUACAUUACGACAAUGUGAUUAUUUGGCAACGCAGGUACUUUUAUCUUCUGGUAGAGCUGAUAGUAUAACACAAAUGCCGAUUGUUUUACUGCCAUUACAUCUGGAAAGAGAUCAAGCUAUGCGAUUACCUUCAACGCAACGAUGUGUUGUGAUACGACCUUUUAUUACACAAGAUUUUAUGACUGGUGUACCUGCAAUACCAGGAAAACAUUUGCCUUUAGAACUUGUAGCUAAAAUGGUAAAUGAAAUAAUGACCGUACCAGGUAUAUCACGAGUAAUGUAUGAUUUAACACCAAAACCACCCGGUACAACUGAAUGGGAAUGAUUAGAUUCCAAAGUGAUUAUUAUUGCUGUAACAAAUUGUGACGACAAAGAUGCUAUUGUUAUAAUUAUUAUGUUAUUUAAAUUAAUGAUUAUUAUAUUAGCGCAACUACAAACAAAUUUUUAUGAGAAUGUGCUGUUGCUUUCUACUACUACUACGUUAAACGUACCAAACAAACCAAAACCAUCCAAAUCAUCAUCUUAUGUCAUCAUAAAAGUAAUCUUUGUAUCAUUUAUCAUCGUCUCACACACUUAUUAUCAUUUUAGAGUGAUAAUAUAAACAAAUUUUUAUUACAACGGAUUAUUUAUAACAUUAUGAAUGUGCUCUGUGGAACUCAUUAAAUAUCCAUAUGUUUGUUAUUUAUGGGUGCAUUUGUUUCUCUCUCAAAAAAUUUAAAAAAACAAAAAUCAUGUUUGCCGAUUUAUUAUUAUUAUUAUUAUU
Molecule: messenger RNA, 2547 nt
Organism: Chrysoperla carnea
Lineage: Eukaryota; Metazoa; Arthropoda; Insecta; Neuroptera; Chrysopidae
Gene: bur
Product: GMP synthase [glutamine-hydrolyzing]
Exons: 7
Coding region: 16-2109 (697 amino acids)
Biological process (GO): GMP biosynthetic process
Cellular component (GO): cytosol
Molecular function (GO): GMP synthase (glutamine-hydrolyzing) activity; GMP synthase activity; ATP binding
Source: RefSeq, a predicted model, not a curated record